Drosophila albomicans is the source of this 973-nucleotide messenger RNA. RefSeq lists its product as uncharacterized. The transcript is spliced from 2 exons. The record is from RefSeq and is a predicted model, not a curated record. Lineage: Eukaryota; Metazoa; Arthropoda; Insecta; Diptera; Drosophilidae. The coding region runs from base 69 to 836 and encodes 255 amino acids.
UGCCCCUCCCAAAAGACAAUAAGGUGCAGACCGGUUAAACCGGCCCUGCCAACAAGAAAGUGGAGUCCAUGGCAAGCAAGCGCCAACGGUCCGCUGAGAGUCCCAAGCAAGGGGCCCCAGUGAGCAAGAGGCUGCGGGCACCUGGCUCCACCCAAACGGACUCUAAGAGACAGAGAGCAACCUUCGAAGGCACUGGCUGGAAGAAUGGUGUCAAGAUCCUGACAUGCAAGGACGACCCAACAUUGUUGUGGCUGAAAGCGACCGUACCCAUACUGGACGGACUAUGGAAGGGGGCAAAGCUGGACGUGGUGGAUAGAAAUAAUAUUCCGUCCAUGCCAAAGGUGAAGGUCCUGUUCUCCAUAGCUGUGCAGGGUGAGCGGGCGCUUCAGCUGCUUAAAAAUCAGAACCCGGCCAUUCCGACGAGUGAUUGGUCCGUCCUGAAGGUUGAUGAACCUUUACCCAGUGGUGGGCAGCACGUGAUCAUUCAGAUCAAUAAGGAGGCCGAGGAUCUGCUGUAUAAGCGCAAUGGGGGCUUAGGGAGCGAGUACCUUCGCCUCAAAAAACGUCAUCCGAACGACAAAGACACCCACACGCUGAGGUCAGGGGAGGUAGAGGCAGAUCUCGGGCUAGAGAGCAUGACUGACGCCACCCUGCACCUCAACUUGACGGAGGAGGUGGGGGAGGAACCGUCCAAGCAGACGGGCCCCCCGCGAGUGUGCAAACCGUUAAUGAGUGUGCUGCAGCUCAACCUCCACAAAUCUAAAACGGCUUCGGCGGAGCUCCUCCUCGCACUAGAGGAAGGGUCCGCCUACGCGGCUUUGGCCCAGGAACCGUAGAUAGCAUCGGGCAACACGGUUGCAGGGCUGAAAUCACCUAACUACAAUUUAUACGUCCCGACAUUGCAAUGAUGAUCUGACCGUGGUGGUGCUGGAGAGCUGUGAUGGAUGUUUGCUGCUAGCAUCCUGCUACAUGG